AUACUACUGUAGGAGUCCAUUUCCGUGAUGGCCCUGAUGCCCUUCCCAAGUGCACGUGGCAGUAUGGGAAGUUGUGACCUUCAUACUCAGCCAGCCCUUCUACAGUCCAAGGCUCUGCAGCUUGAUAAGAAAAUCUAUCCCGCUUCCCCUUUCAUGGCAAAGCCAGACAAGCAGACAAUCGGCCACUAUGGCGAGGCACUGAGCAAAUUGAGAGAUAGCCUUACUAACCAAAACGCCUACAUCGAGGAUGCUGUCGUUUUCUCGAUUCUUUCUCUCCCUGAAGUGGAGUAUCUAAUGGGCAAUAUGUCUGCUUACGACGCCCACGUCAGAGGCCUGAAGCGUCUAGUCGACCUGCACAGGGGACUAGAUUCGUUGGGAUGGGUGGGCUUGCUGAAACCAGCCGUGACCGGCGUUCUGGCCUUUUGGUACUCCAUAAAUCAGCCCAGGCCUGGUGAUCCUUUCGAAAUCGACCGUGGCCAAUAUCUCGUACCAAUCACACCAUCGAUUCUGCCGCCGAAUUUGGAGGCUGGGAGAGUCCAUGGGUACCUUGAUACCGGAACGAGGCAACUUGUGGAAGAAGAGCGACUGUCACCGCAUGUUGUGUCACACGUUCAACAAUACUACAACUGGAACGAUGUUGACCUUUAUUCGUUCGCUCCCUUUGGAGGCAAAUCCGCUGCUAAUGUAGAGGCCCGGGAGCGAGGCUGGGGGCUAAUGGCAUAUGCAGGCAACAGCUUGGCUGACCGGAUCGUGCUUAUUGCAAUGCAGCAUACUCUCCUUGAUGUCAGCCACGCAGAACGAUUUAGCAAAUAUUAUGGCCCGCUGAUUCUCAACUGGGUGGGCUUCUGCGCCCGUGCCAUAGAUGAGGUCGAUGCAAAUGACACCAGCCUCUGUGAUCUCCUGAUCUGGGUAUGCUUGAAGCUUGCAGGAGGCUUGACAGCGACCUUUCUUAAGAUAAGAUCUUCGUCCAGGAAUGACCGGCGGUUCCAGCUGAUGAUCAAGAUGUUGACCAUAUAUCCGAAAACUCAGGAUUGGAAAACACUUGAAAGUGUCCUCAAAAGGUUUCAUUGGAACGAAUACUGCUUGCACUUCUGGCACCUCGUUUGGGGCAUGGUCACUUCAUCGAUUCUUCCAGAGCCAAAUCAGCGUGUUGGAUGA
Molecule: messenger RNA, 1158 nt
Organism: Exophiala xenobiotica
Lineage: Eukaryota; Fungi; Ascomycota; Eurotiomycetes; Chaetothyriales; Herpotrichiellaceae
Exons: 3
Coding region: 28-1158 (376 amino acids)
Source: RefSeq, a predicted model, not a curated record